AGCCGCCAUUUUGCCCUCUUGACUCUUGGCUGUGUCUGCAGCCUGCCCAGCCAUGAGGCUCAAAAAUCUCAUCUUCUCCUUGCUAGCCCUCCAGGCUGCACCUGUUGCCGAUGGACAUGUUACCUUCCAUGCCGAAGCCGAGACAGGGAGCAGUGGGAGCAGUUUCUGCUAUGGCGCCGAUGCCGGGGCGGAUCUCUAUGCCACUAUUGAUGCGCCUGAAAUGUUUGACUGGACCACGCCCGAGUCUCCCCACAUGAUUAUACCCUCUGAGGACGUAACCCUCUUCCCCAGUUCGGCCGGAGAGGCCUGCUCUACCUCGGGAAACAGGAAGUUGUUCCGCCGAGAUGGAGAUGUUAUGGAUGAUGAUCUUGCUGGAAGCAGCGUCAACGGUUACAAUACGCCCUCUUCUUCUUCUUCUUCUUCUUCUUCUUCUUCUUCUUCUUCUUCUUCUUCGUCGUCGUCGUCGUCGUCGUCGUCGUCGUCGUCGUCGUCGUCGUCCAGGAAGACUUUGUCACGCCGUAACCCAUCCAAGCGGUCUGUCAAGUACGGUCCCCUGAUACCGCAAAUCGACGGCCUCGUGUGCCUCGGCGAGGUCGAGGUGGACGACAUCCCCUCAUGCGAGGCAUGCGAAAGUGGUGGUGACGACGUCAAUGACGUCGACGACGCGGCUCUACGGAAAAGGGAUGAUGAGACUUGUUGGCUCGACCCCUAUCGUUUGGGCGAGGAGACAUGUCCUGCGGAUGAUGACGAUUCCGGCGACGCUCGCCGAAGUCUGGAGCCGCGGGUAAAUAAGAAACCCAUCAACUGGCAGCACGUCCUGCGGAACGGCUGUGGGCGUCGCCGCGUCUCGGCCCUUCAACGUUGGUUUGGGUACCCGGCCAAGGAGUCCGACGGAUCGAUCCUAGUCUCUUUGCCAGUAAACUCGUCACCCUCGAUCAAGUGCUCCUGGCUCUUUGCUCUUCUCUCUUCUCAAGGCCGCGCUGGAAGGCACAGCCGUCAAAGUCCCGUGACCCAGGAGGAUAAAGGAGGCAAGCUGAGCUCGUCAUCUGGCCUCUUCCACGACAUGAGGGCCGACCUGUCGGUGUGGUCUUUGAAGGGGACGUUGGAUCGUUUCUUAUGGUCGUACGGACUACGGUACAACGGUGUUUGUAUCUUGGUCACGUGGUGUUGUUAG
Molecule: messenger RNA, 1174 nt
Organism: Sodiomyces alkalinus F11
Lineage: Eukaryota; Fungi; Ascomycota; Sordariomycetes; Glomerellales; Plectosphaerellaceae
Exons: 5
Coding region: 53-1174 (373 amino acids)
Source: RefSeq, a predicted model, not a curated record